AGCUUCAUUUCACAGGGUCCACGGUCAUACAGCUAUACAAUCUAUAUCAAGAUGAGGCUCUAUAGUAUUAUUUCUGUGUUUUUGGCAGUUUGUACGCAGACUGUCAUUGCAAAUGUGGAAAAGACGAUAUUCAUAGCUCCUAGUGCCCUUACAAUUCCUCUAGACCACCCCACCUUCGAGAAUCUACACCUCCAGACUCUAUCUCCAGAGCACUCGACAAUUCGGACGCAGCUGCACUCCGAGUUCCCUUCCGACGCUUUGCCUCGUGGUCCAGCAUCAUGGUUCAUCCUCAGCGACUUGACUGAAGGGCAGAGAUACGAGGUUCGCAUCUGCUGGCCAGCCACGAAACCGACAUCUUUCCACCUCGAAACAUACGAAGUAGCUGAUGUCUUCAAAAACCCGAGAUUGACCAUGUCUCUGGCGGAGUACUCCGAGACGCAGCAGAGCAAGCCAGAGUCUGGUGGGGAUUCGCUGAAGUCCGCUAUUCGACCAGCGACUCGAACGACCGAUGAGUCGCUGUUGCUUCUGAGCAUCUCUACUGCGGCGGACUAUUACACCACGGAUGUACAUCUGAUGAAAAAUCCUUCCCCGGUAUUCGUCGACAUCAUCCUGGACCCGUUCAUACUCGAUGUGUUCCCGAGAUCGCUUGUUCCGACAGCAGGAUACAUCACAAUUGUCGCCAUUGGAAGCUUCUUCGUGGCGCGGUUCAUGAGCAGGUUUUUGGCGGGGGUUGCGAAGACGGAUGUUCAGAAGAAGGAUAAAUAAGCUGUCUAAAUGCACUGUCUAUGGAUAUACAGGACUGAGAAGAGGGGACAGUUUAAGGCAGAAGAUUGCACCAAGGGAUACGUCGAGUCGCUCAUUCUCCGAGGCAUGGUCAAAGACAGUCUAUUUACGGCCGUCAUACCAGUUGAAUAAUACAGGCCAGUCAUACUCAGCCAUCCAUACCAUUCCAGGGAGGAUAUCCUGAGAGAUACAGCAGAAACCGAGAACAUCACGCCCGGUUCCAAUACCAACCAACCAGCUCCCAAAUAAGCAACGCACCGCUCCAGAAUAGCUCUCAUUCUCAACCAGCGUCAGUCACUCGUUCCACCCACACUACCAACCUCCAUCAGGCUAUUGUGCCAGCCUAUAACUGGGAAAAAAGGCAUUGUGCCCACCCGACGUAACGGGUUUCACCACGUCUCAGCCCCCACCACGGAACCACGACUCCCAAUCAAGUUAUACCAAGGAUUUUCAAAUAUAGAGUCAAUGACGAGUCCAGCCAUCACCAGAACUCUCUCUAAUUCCAAAUUUAUAUAGGAAAAAAUAUAUAUAACGUGGUUUAUCAGUACGUCGGACAUAUCAGUACCUCGGACACUUUUCCCGAAUUUCCUACCCUCUAACUUCACAACGCGUUUUUUCCACCUUUUAUUAUGUCAGUGAUUACCCAAGAAGCAAAAAUCAUUCUAGCUAUCGAGGCUAUCCGAACAUCAAAAAAUCUAAGUCGUCGGAAGGCUGCUAAGCUCUAUGAAGUACCUCAUUCUACACUCUGCGACAGAAUGAACGGCCGAACUACUGUCUACGAACGCCGGCCUGCAAUGAUGAAAUUAACUAUACUAGAAGAGGAGGUGGUUAUUCGGAAUAUACUUGAUAUGGAUUCAAGAGGAUUUGCACCCCGGCUUGCUGGUGUAGAAGAUAUGGCAAAUUUUAUACUCGAGUCGCGUGGAGGGAGGCGCGUCGGGAAGCUCUGGGCCCACCGAUUUGUACAACGACGUCCAGAAUUAAAGACGCGUUUUAAUCGCGUUUACGACUUCCAAAGGGCCUUGUGCGAAGAUCCUGAACUAAUUGGCGCGUGGUUUCGACUAGUGGAAAAUAUGAGGGCAAAAUAUGGUGUUUUGGACUGCGACUUCUAUAACUUUGACGAAACUGGGUUUAUGAUGGGUGUGAUUUGCCCUGCAAUGGUUGUUACCUGUGCAGAUCGACUUGGCAGAGGUAAGGCAGUUCAGCCAGGGAAUCGGGAAUGGGCUACAGCGAUUGCUUGUAUCAACAGUGACGGCUGGAGUAUUCCUCCAUUUUUGGUAGUUAAAGGCAAGAAUCAUCUUGCAAAUUGGUAUACAGACGGCGGCCUUCCACACAACUGGGUUGUUAAACCGACAAGCAAUGGAUGGACAAACAAUGAGACGGGUCUAGAAUGGUUGAAACACUUCGACAAACAUACUGCUGUUCGUGCAAGGGGUCCAUAUCGAAUGCUGGUGUUAGACGGGCACGAGAGUCAUGAAUCGGCCGAGUUCCAAGAGUACUGCAAGGCACACAACAUUAUAACUCUUGGACUACCUCC
Molecule: messenger RNA, 2317 nt
Organism: Pseudogymnoascus destructans
Lineage: Eukaryota; Fungi; Ascomycota; Leotiomycetes; Thelebolales; Thelebolaceae
Exons: 2
Coding region: 52-765 (237 amino acids)
Biological process (GO): GPI anchor biosynthetic process
Cellular component (GO): mannosyltransferase complex; endoplasmic reticulum membrane
Molecular function (GO): mannosyltransferase activity
Source: RefSeq, a predicted model, not a curated record